ACAUGUCAACAAUGAAAUUAGCAUAUAUUCUACCAUUUUAGAGCAAUUUAGUCACUAAAUCAAUCAUCUUCACUAAGACAAUCUUUAAGUAUGUGCUUUAGGUGAACGGGGAGAGGUGAACAAGUAGAAUCGAUGUUUUGUUUUCGCGAAAAAACGAUGAAAUUUGCAGGUAUGAAGCGUGGAUCUGGUUACAUGACGGUGGGGAAACCCCGACCGUAGCGUGGGUUGAGGCAGGCGGGGGGGAGACACGCCGGACUCAGCGGGACUUGGCGUGGGAAGACGCCGGGAUUUGUGGCUUACCGCAGGCACGCUCAGGUGAUGUAAAUGCAAGCAGUACAAGCCUUCCCCCCGGCAGAUAAGAUCCUGUUGCAGGCCAGUGUUGGGAACCGGUCUCAUGUGGAACUCCGCGGUCUGUACCUCACCUCUCUCCCGUGGAAAAUCCUCCAACCUCCGCUGUGCACGUCCGUUACUUACCUGGACAUCAGCUAUAACCGGCUGUCUGUCUUACCGCACACCGUUGGAGUUUUAAACAACCUCCAGUAUCUGUACGCACACGAUAAUGUGCUCCAUUCCGUCCCUGCAGAAAUCUCCUGUCUGCCGCACCUCAGGGUGUUGGACUUUUCACGAAAUCGCAUCCUCGAAAUUCCAACCACCCUAGCUCAGGCUAAGAGCCUUGAAGCGGUCAACUUUUCAGGGAAUCGAAUCAGCAUACUCAGUCCCGAAAUUCUGUGCAUUCCGACGUUAAGGCAGCUCCAUGUGAUCAGGAAUCCCGUUCAGAACGUUCCGUGGGACGUUGUCCGAGCUGGCUUGGACGCGCUGCGGAAGUUUUUCGACAUAGAUGUACCAAAGAUUUGCUCUCCACAGAAAUCUGAACCAAGAAGACUCUCACUUGCUGAACAGCUAAAUUCUGUCACUCUAAAACCUUGCAGUGUUGGGGAGAAAGAGUUGGAAACAUCGAAUGUGGCGGAAGUGUCAGACAAAGAAGACCAAGCCAGCGAAACAUUUUCCACUUACUCCAAGUGUAGCGCUGUAGGCUGUAUGGUCAACUGUGGUAGAAACGGUCGGGACAGAUGCUGGUCAUCUAGUGAUCGAGGCUACUACUCUUCAUCCAACUUUGACAUCAAUUCUCUCUCCUACGGCUUUGCCGCCAUCGACCUGACCAAUGAGGACCAGCUAAGUUGCCAUGGCGACUACGACAGCGAGGGUGAAACGGACAGAGACAGUAAUUUUGACGACACUGACGAGAAGUGUAGCUGUUACCAUGGUGAUGACGUAGGUUCGGACUCUGAUGACGACUUGUUUCAGGCCAGGAGAAAGCGACUUCCUGACAGAACCCUUCUCUUGACAUACAAGCAAGUGUCGGUCGUUAUCCCCGAGCACAACCGCAGCGGACACAUCCAGGCGGAAUUCUUCCUCGACAUUCUGGAAGACGUCCGGUACCUCCCAGCUGAGGUAAAAUCCGUGAGUCGUACGUCCCAAUGUUCGGUCCACGCCAGCAGUGUUGUCUGCAUGGAACCACACGGCGCUCAGUUCUACCCAGAUGAACCUGCCCUGAUCACCGUGCCGCUACACGCAGACCCCAGUCCCUGCGACAAGGUGGUGUGUUUGAGCAGUCAGACUUCGGAAGGACAAAAGCCGACAUGGGAGCGGAUUCCAGAAACUCAGUGGAGUUACAGCGACGGAAAAGUCACUAUAAGAACAACACACUUCAGUUUGUUCACAGUAAUCAUACGGAGGGUGUAUCCUGAGACAAAAAUGGUUGUGUCAGCAGGAGGGGGUACUAUGAAACUGGAGGGGGUGCCUGGAGCAGAGGUACAUUUUCCCAAGGGUUCCGUUCACACUACAAUGGAGGCCAGUAUGAAGGUGCUGUACGCAGACCCCCCUUAUGGACAAGAUGAAGUAAACAGCCCCCCUUGUGCCAUUGCUACCCCUGUGGUAACACUGGGUCCACACGGAUACCAGUUUGCUACAGAGACAGACCCUGUAGUAGUCAAACUUCCCAUCCCAGAUUACAGCCAGAUUUUGGACAGGUUCGGUCACGACAUCGCACUAACCGUCUGGCACAGUCCGACCAAUGAGGAAGAGCCUCUCGCUUGGGAGAAGUUAGAGGUUGAUCACCGUAUCGAAGAGGAGGGUGGAAACCACAUGGUCUGUUUCCCCGUGACGCACUUUUCCUGGUACCGCGUGCUCUGGGACAUACUAGCGACGAAGAUGCACGCGGCGAAGAUGGGCGUGUCAUACUUCUAUCCCUACACACAGUUCAGUAUGAUGUGUCAGGCCCUGAUGCAGGAGUUUCAGACACACACGUUCGGGUUAGAGGUCAUCUGUUACAGGAGUGGGAAGCCGCUACCUGAGAUCGGAAACUACCAACACAGGGUGGGGGGCAGCAUCAAACCACGACUCAUGAAACUGGGUGCGAUCACCGUCAGGCUGGUUUCAGAAGUGUUUGAAGCUGAUACAGAUGCGGGAGAAGAUGACUCUCUGGCCCAGACCGAGGCUGACUUCCGCGGACAGGAGUUCGACAAGUCCUUCGCUUGUCGCUUCAAGGACCGACCAAUAGAGAGAGGGGUUUUUGGGAAGGUGUUUGUUGAGAGGAGGGUCCAGGAGGGGGUUUCUGAGCAGGUUUUCCACUUCAACUUGACAAAGAGUGGGAAGGAGGUUGACCUUUCACCCCAGAUGGACGAGGAGUGGCAGGUGGUUGCUCUCAGGGAACUCGCAGCUAUGCUCAGCAUCACAUCAGAAGAGAACUGGAGACAGUUUGCUGCAGAGCUGGGUUUCACCAGACGAGAGGUCAGCAGGUUUGGGCUGGCGGACGACCCUUUCACGUUACUGCUGACCCUGUACCAGGAGCGCGGCGGGACCGCCGAGGAGUUUAUCCACGGUCUGUACGAGGUCAGCAGGAAGGUCCGCAUGGGGGUGGUCAGUCAGGGCGGAGGGGAGGAGGUGGAAAGUGCUGGUCCGAGUGGUUCCAGUUCCUCCAGGAAGCGGCCUGCCUGCUCAUCAUGUGACGCCAACGGUAACAAGCGGCGCCGACAAGCUGGGUCCUCCCCCAGACUGAACGGUCAUGCCAGGACUGUUCAGGAAGACUGAAGAGCCAGAAUGCAUCAACAGGUAUUGAGAUCAAGACAGGGCUCUAAAGAGGACUCUAAAGUAUAAGCCAUGUGUGCCUGUGGAACUGUUAUC
This is a messenger RNA of Branchiostoma belcheri (Belcher's lancelet), 3183 nucleotides long. RefSeq lists its product as uncharacterized. The transcript has 7 exons. The record is from RefSeq and is a predicted model, not a curated record. NCBI's taxonomy places the organism in Eukaryota, Metazoa, Chordata, Leptocardii, Amphioxiformes, Branchiostomatidae. Gene Ontology annotation, biological process: signal transduction. Bases 325 to 3090 code for a protein of 921 amino acids. Gene Ontology annotation, molecular function: protein binding.